AACAAAUACGAACGUGGUGAAACGGACAAGUGUAUUAAGUGGAAUGAUUUUGUGGUGGAAAUGUUCCAUUCUGUUUCCAAUAGCAUGGGUUCCUCUGGCUCCGAAGACCUUUUUGAGGACUGCUUUUCUCCCUGCACCUUGUCCUCCUCCUCUUCCACAUUAACUUCUCAGCAAGGAAAAUUCUUCUGUUCGUCUUGCUGCGGGGAGAUAGUGGACAGGUAUCUCCUCAAGGUGAACAAUUUAUGUUGGCAUGUCCGCUGCUUGUCAUGCUGUGUGUGCAAGACAUCCUUAGGGAGACAUGUGAGCUGCUUUAUCAAGGAGACACAAGUUUUCUGCAAACUAGACUACUUCAGGAAAUAUGGGACACGUUGUGCACGUUGUGGUCGGAACAUCCAUACCAGUGACUGGGUGCGACAGGCAAGAGGUAACACCUACCACCUGGCUUGUUUUGCCUGUGCCACCUGUAAGCGUCAGCUGUCGACUGGAGAGGAAUGUGGGCUAUUAGAAAACAGAGUCUACUGCCGGCCCCACUAUGAUGUUAUGAUGGAGAAUAUCAAACGUUCUAAAGAAAAUGUAGAUAGAGACCAGGCAGUGAAAGAUGACUCCAGCACCAUGCCCAGACCCGCUAAGAGGGCUAGGACCAGUUUUACUGUUGACCAGUUGCAGGUAAUGCAAACUCAGUUUGCUCAAGACAACAACCCAGAUGCUCAGACUCUCCAGACACUGUCAGAAAGGACUGGUCUAAGCCGCAGAGUUAUUCAGGUCUGGUUCCAGAACUGCAGAGCCCGUCAAAAGAAACACACAACCACAAAUUGUGCCCCUAAAACAAUGCCUUCACUCCCUACUGGUCAUCUGACAACACCACUGUUUGAUGACUUGCAGUACACAACUUAUAUUACACCAGAUGUGCCUCUUCUGACCACAAUGACCUAUAUGGAGGUACAAACGCAAGACCCACUUCUACUUCAGCCGCUCAUACCCCAUCCACUAACACAGCUGCCCAUCAGACACACUUAAGAGGCUGUCUACCACUGGGAGAGGUCAAGGUCACCACUCACUAAUUGUCCAUCUAUGUUUUCUUCACCACUUAUCCUCUUUUGGGUGACGAGCGAGCCUGUGCCAGCGGGUGGCGAGGAAACACCCUGGACUGGAAGCCAGCCAAUUUCACAAGUUAUUACUGUAAAGUUUACGCCCCCGAAUGUGUUCCCAUGCACUUCAAAUACACAGGAAAGGUAGAGGAAUUCGAGUGGAGUUUUAUGUUUAAAAAGUAUGCUACUUUAAUUUAUAUGCAUAGUAUGUUGAAAGCACUAAGACAGUUGAAGUAAAUUAUUUGAUUAAAAAUGAAAUUUCAGUCUCCACUUAUAUUUAUAGGAUAUAAAAUGUCUGUCAUCUGCUGUUACAAAAUUCUCAGCCGCUAGUUAAACUGAAAAUUACUUGAACCAGUAUUUACAUUCUUGCACCUCCAUUUUUUGAUUGUUAUGAUGAAUGUGUAAUGAUCAUUUGGCACACUACAGUUGGCUGAUUGUUAUGCUCAAUUCUUCAUAUACUGUGCUUAAUUCUCAUGUAUUAUCACAAGGAUGCACUACCA
This is a messenger RNA of Syngnathus acus (greater pipefish), 1588 nucleotides long. RefSeq names its product LIM/homeobox protein Lhx8-like. The record is from RefSeq and is a predicted model, not a curated record. The coding region runs from base 61 to 1017 and encodes 318 amino acids. Gene Ontology annotation, cellular component: nucleus. Gene Ontology annotation, molecular function: RNA polymerase II transcription regulatory region sequence-specific DNA binding; DNA-binding transcription factor activity, RNA polymerase II-specific. Gene Ontology annotation, biological process: regulation of transcription by RNA polymerase II; neuron differentiation; forebrain neuron development. NCBI's taxonomy places the organism in Eukaryota, Metazoa, Chordata, Actinopteri, Syngnathiformes, Syngnathidae. The transcript is spliced from 8 exons.